Molecule: messenger RNA, 855 nt
Organism: Aspergillus nidulans FGSC A4
Lineage: Eukaryota; Fungi; Ascomycota; Eurotiomycetes; Eurotiales; Aspergillaceae
Exons: 5
Coding region: 1-855 (284 amino acids)
Biological process (GO): transmembrane transport
Cellular component (GO): membrane
Source: RefSeq, a predicted model, not a curated record
AUGUACGGCGAAUCUGAAGUGAUCUUCUCCAGUCUGAAGAUCAUGCUCAUUGUAGGCCUCAUUAUCGGGGGUAUUGUGAUCAAUGCUGGCGGCGGUCCAGACGGCGAGUAUAUAGGGUCCCAGUACUGGACGACGCCAGGCGCGUUCGAUACUUACGUUACGAGUGAUGAUGCAAGUCGGUUCCUCGCCUUCUGGAAGGUCUUGCUCACAGCCGCGUUCAGUUACGGGAACAUCCAGGUCGCGGCGAUAUCGGGCUCAGAGACCGGGAACCCGCAAACGGUCAUCCCCCGCGCGAUGAGGAAGACGUUCGUCCGGGUGUUUCUGUUCUAUGUGCUGAGUGUCUUUAUCGUCGGGCUGAUUGUGCCCUCGGGCGAACGAGGUCUCUCUCUCUCGACGGCACAGCGUCACGGUCGCCGUUUGUCCUGGCCUUUACCCGCGCGGGCGUCGAAGUCCCGCCGCAUAUUAUCAAUGCGGUCGUCUCUGGUUGUGAACAUCACGACUGUGGUUGGGUUGAUUGGAUGGGUUGUGGACGAGGCCACGUAUCUGAGUUUCUAUCAGGGACUGAAGGUGCAGGGUUGUUGUUCAGCGUAUUCUAUGAAAAAGGAAGGUGUUUUGCUGAUACCAGGCUAUGGCUUCGACGUCUUCACGAAAGGCAACUUCACAGCGUCUGGCUUUCUAACCUCGUAUCUCAACAUCGGCAUAUUUGCAAUCACCCUUGAGUCCAAGCUGGUUCCGCUGAGUGAUAUCGACUUUCAAUCCGAACUCGAUGCCAUCGAGCAGGAGAAGACGAGCGGGGAGUACGUGGUCAAGUCUGAGAUGUGGCCUUGGUGGAAGAGGGUGAUUCGUUGGUUCUAG